UAUGAAUCUUUGGUCUUCUCUAUGUUCAGAAAUACAUGUAUUACUAUUCUAGUAAUAUUAAUCAAAGAGUUAAUUUUGAUGCCUAUCUGCCAUAUUUAGAUAACUUAAAAGGUCUCUUUAGCAUGCUGAUAACAUACACAGUUAAGGCGGCGCCACACGGGGUUUCGCAAAAACUGUUUUAUUGAAACCUCAGUUUCCCGAAACCAAGGAAACUGGGUUCAUGGAAACUGUUUCCCCGCUUGCGAUGCCACACGGGCAGACUUGUUUCCGAAAACGUUACAAAGUGCGCGACAGUAGCGUCCCUUGAUUUCUGCAAUGGCGGACUCAGCAGACGACGAGAUGCUGAUGCUUACAGCAGCCCUUCAUGUUUUAAAAGAAAAAGAAGACAAAGCGAAGGUGGUGGGUAAGACUAUCGCUUAAAAGAAGAGCCAAGCAGGGGCGCCUACAAUUGUCUGAUGCGGGAACUGAGUGCUGAGGAUUCAGACUCUUACAGCAACUUUGUGAGAAAGGACCCGCAGCACUUUCAGAUGCUACUCGCACGUAGAGAGCCGUACAUCGCAAAGCAGACAACAAAUAUGUGCGAGUGGAUCUCACCUAGCGAAAGGCUUGCUGUGACGCUGAGAUUUCUAGCUGCAGGAGACAGUUACCAGUCCUUGGUUUUUCUUUAUUGUCUGGGAAAAAGUACCAUUGGUGAAAUCAUUCUAGACACAUGUAGAGCAAUUACUGUUGCUCUGAAAGAUCAGUAUUUGAAGGUUCCCAAUACAACACAAGAAUGGGAAGCCAUUGCAAGAGCCUUUGAAGAAAAAUGGAAUUUUCCACACUGUAUUGGAGUUAAAGAUGGAAAAAAUAUUGCUAUGAAGGCCCCUCUGAAAAGUGGUUCUAUGUACUUUAAUUAUAAAGACUUUCAUUCAGUUGUUUUGCUAGCCGUGGUAGAUGCAUUUUAUCGGUUUAUUUGGUAUGAUGUAGGGGAAAAUGGAAGAAACAAUGAUGCCGGAAUAUUUGCCUGCACUACACUUUCCAAGGCAGUUGAAAGUAAGACCCUUCAAGUUCCUGCACCAAGGGAACUUGCUCAUUCACAUGUUAAGAUGCCUUUUGUACUUGUGGGAGAUGAGGCAUUCCCAUUGAAGGAACACCUUAUGAAGCCAUAUCCCCAACGAGGACUAGGUGAUCAUGACAACAUUUUCAAUUAUCGCUUAAGUAGAGUGAGGCGUGUCUCUGAAAAUACCUUUGGCAUAUUGGUCAACCGAUUCAGACUACUGUUAAAUACAUUAAAUCUAUCUCCUGAUGUGGUUGCUUGUGUAACAGAAAGCUGUGUAGCUCUUCACAACUUUCUUAGGACAUAGAGGGAUGUGGCAUAUGGACAAUAUAUAAAAAAAGAAAUGGAGCACGGGUUAGGGAUAGCUCUGAAGAAAGAGAAAAUUUUUUCACAGGUAAUCAUUCUACUCUUUCUGCAAGAGAAGUGAGAGACAAAUUUUGUGGCUACUUCUGGGCUCAUGGUGAGGUUUACUGGCAGUGGGAUCAAAUAUAAAACUAUUUGUUGCAAUGUAUCUAGCUAAGAGUCCAUGAUCUUUAAUAAUCAGGGUUUUUUUCCUAAAAUAAACUUGCUGAGCUGGUCAGAAACAUUUCAUUUUUUAAAUUUAUUGCCUGUUUAAAAUAGUUACAAUUUAUGUAUAUUUUAUAGCGCUUUUAUAUAUCUGAUUUUUAUAGUUUUGAGCAAUCAUUUACAAUUCAACUCUUUUUUUUGUAGUGAGUAGUGACAUACAGCCAUCUCACACAUUGUCAUUUAAAUCUGUAUAUUGAUGAAUCUUUUUUUAAUUUAUUUUUUCAAUAAAUGUAUUUUGCAAAUUACAGUGUAUGCUCAGAGAUCUGUGAUAUACAAUUUAUUAUCUGGUCUGUGUAUAUUUCAUGACAAUUUGAUUGUAGACAAGUUGAGUGGGAGGAGGGUGGAAUGCUCAGUAUUGUUGACAACAAAAUUUUUAUCAAACUGUUAACAGUAGGAUAUUUUGAGCCACCUUAAACAACCUUUGUGAGAAAAUGUAAUAAAUUUAUUAUAUGUUACUAUAUAUAUAAAAAUCAAUCU
Molecule: messenger RNA, 2080 nt
Organism: Pomacea canaliculata
Lineage: Eukaryota; Metazoa; Mollusca; Gastropoda; Architaenioglossa; Ampullariidae
Product: putative nuclease HARBI1
Exons: 3
Coding region: 456-1343 (295 amino acids)
Source: RefSeq, a predicted model, not a curated record